Capronia epimyces CBS 606.96 is the source of this 2949-nucleotide messenger RNA. RefSeq lists its product as uncharacterized. Lineage: Eukaryota; Fungi; Ascomycota; Eurotiomycetes; Chaetothyriales; Herpotrichiellaceae. Bases 1 to 2949 code for a protein of 982 amino acids. Gene Ontology annotation, cellular component: nucleus; chromatin. Gene Ontology annotation, biological process: chromatin remodeling; regulation of DNA-templated transcription. The transcript is spliced from 2 exons. The record is from RefSeq and is a predicted model, not a curated record.
AUGGACGUCGAAAUGCAGACGGAGGCACAGGGGCUGCCACUUCAGUUCAGCUCAACCUCAGAUCAACCACAGGGCUCCCAUGUCACCGAUAACUUGGCUGCCUCAAUAUCCAAUUCACAGGCCGAUGUCAGUCUGUCGCUGCCGACACAGCCGGUGACCGAAUCCUCACUACCAUCAGAGCCGGCUCCCACAGUGACAGAGGCAGUGGUAGAGCGACUACCCGAGCCUGUCCCAGAGGUAUCUCCAGAGGCAGUUCCAGAGGCAGUCUCACAGGCGGUCGCUGAGGCGAUUCUGCCUUCCACUACUGCCUCUGAGGUACGCGCCAGUGAAGCAACACUGACUACGAGUCCUCCGGCGCCUAUUUCAAUUAUUCCUGAUUCGCAACCUCAACCUACCCACGAGGAGACUCCUGCCACAAUAUCCCUUACCGAAACCGAAGUCAAAAUUGUCGAGUCUGUCGUCCCUUCGUCCAUUCCGGCCGAUAUUCCAUCAUCAGAGACCUUGGUCGAGACCAGUCAAUCAGCCAUGAUUCUACCCGAGCCGUCUCCCGUCCCUGCUCAGGCACCAAUCUCUGAUCUACGUACUUCGCCUCACGCGGAUGCGCUUACUCCUGAGGCUGUCGCCGAUGUUGAAGCUCGGAAGCACGAGUUGGACAAUUCUGCAGAUGGGUCGGCGGCAAUCUCCAAGCACGAUGUGAUGGAUACCUCGUUCCCGAUUGUCCCUUCCGCCGCAGAGUCAACGGCCCAAGUUGAUCAACCAGCUGUCACCAAUAUUGGGCUUCCCUCGCCUCCCGCGCAGUCACCACCACCCGCACCUCAACUGGCUCCCGCCACCUUACCCGAGGGCAAGCCAUCCGAGCCCGUCGUGGAACCUGCCGUGGAACCCGCAGUGGCGCCAGUUUCGAUACCGGCCCCGUCUGAACAACCCCAAGAGCCUGCCCCGACACCCGUCGCUCCAGCAUCGGUCGAACCACAGGACAAAGUGAUGGCGGACGCACCCUCAGCGCCUGUCAAACAAGUCCACGAACGGGAGGAUGACCAUGAUGACGCGGAACCCGCGGCGAAACGUGUCAGAACAGACGAGCCACAAGAUGAGCGACAGCCAAGUCCGCAAGGCGAGUUCAAGGUCCCGGACGUUCCGACUCCAUCAGCUCCGACCCCAUCGGCUCCUACUCCAGCGCCAGCCUUGGCCAAUGGCAACACGGCUGCAGGUGGCGCUGCGAAUGGAGUAACGGAUGGAGAUGAUACGGUCACGCCGGCACGCUUGGCCCACAUGAAGAAGGUCAUUUCGAAUCUGAAGAAGAGCAAUGCUUCGGCUGCCUUUAGGUUACCUGUCGACCCGGUGGCGCUGAACAUUCCGACUUAUCCUGAGAUUGUCAAACAUCCCAUGGAUCUCGGCACUAUCGAUCAGCGCUUGAAGCGGAACGAAUACACGUCGAUCGCCGUCUUCACCGCCGAUUUCGAGUUGAUUGUGAACAAUUGCUUGAGGUUCAAUGGUCCUGACCAUGGGGUGUCGCAAGCCGCCAGGAAGAUGCAAUCGUCGUUCAACAGUCAGAUGCGGAACCUGCCACCGGCGUCCAUCGAAGAACCCCCCAAAGAGAACAAGAAAGCGUUCAAGAAGCACGAACCGACGCGUUCGGCUCCUCCUCGGCGGCCAUCUGUCAGCACCGCGGUCGGCCCGGUCAGUACACACACGACGCCCAAAGCGACCGCUCCUCCGACGCCCUCGUUUGCUCCCGGUCCCGAUGGCAUCCCGCUCAUUCGCCGUGACUCCAGCUUAGCUGACGGGAGACCUAAGCGAGCCAUUGUUCCGACCAAGCGCAACCAAGAAUUUGGCGGCGGUCGGCCCAAGAAGAAGAAGUAUGAGUUGCAAUUGAAGUUCUGCGACGAAGUGUUGAAGGAGAUCGCGCACACUAAACACUGGCCGAUCAACCAGUAUUUCACUCAUCCGGUCGAUCCGGUCGCCCUGAACAUUCCGACCUACUUCCAGAUCAUCAAGAAACCGAUGGAUCUAGGAACCAUUAGAAACAAGCUCAGCAACAAUGUCUAUGAGAAAGCCAAGGACUUUGAGGAAGACGUCCGUCUGAUCUUCAAGAACUGCUUCAAGUUCAACCCAGAAGGUGACUUGGUCAACGCUGCGGGUCACCAAUUGGAAGACUUGUUCAACAAAAAGUGGGCUGCCAAAGACGAAUGGAUUGCGUCGCGUGAACCACAAUCUGAACCACAGUCGGAUGCUGAAGCCGAAGAUGAUGAUGAAGACGAAUCAGAAGAAGACGUGGAGGAUAGCGAAGAAGAGCGCAACGACAAGAUCAAACUGUUGCAGAAACAAAUCGAAGAGAUGUCCAAGCAGAUGGGCGAGUUGACCCAAAAGAAGCACAAGAAGUCCAAGUCACCGCCGACCAAGAAGAGCAAGUCGAAGCCAAGCAAGAAAGAGAAGCCGGCCGCCACUUUCCCCAAUCUGGGCAAGGACAAGAAAGAGAAGAAGAAGUCGGCUCCUCGGUCCAAGGUCGACAAGGAUCGGUAUGUGACGUUUGCCGAGAAGCAAUACAUCUCCAACGGGAUUGCCAUGUUGCCGGAAAAGCAGAUGCAAGAGGCGCUCAAGAUCAUCCAAAACAGCGUCCCUUCGUUGGCCAACAGUGACCAGAACGAGAUCGAACUGGAUAUUGAAGAAGUUCCGAAUCACGCCCUGCUCAAGUUGCUCAAUUUUGUCAAGCGGUAUGCGGGUCCACCUCCGGACGAACCGAAGGUGGAAGCAGCGGACGUUUACGCCCCAGCUCCCAAGUCCAAGAAGAGCAAGCCCAUGAGCAAACAUGAGCAGGAGGCACAGAUUGAGGAGUUGAAGGGCAAGCUGGGUGCUUACCAUGGAGCAGUUUCUCCGAAUGCUGUUCCAUCGAUUGAAGCGGGCGACAGCAGCGAUGAUGGUGAUUCGGAGGAGAGUGAAGAAGAGUAA